Messenger RNA from Fonticula alba, 615 nucleotides. RefSeq lists its product as hypothetical. Bases 1 to 615 code for a protein of 204 amino acids. NCBI's taxonomy places the organism in Eukaryota, Rotosphaerida, Fonticulaceae. The transcript has 5 exons. The record is from RefSeq and is a predicted model, not a curated record.
AUGGCACCGUCGCCGGAUUCUGGUGGCCCUCCGCAGGAUGCCAUCCUGCGCAUCUUGAACGCCGCAAAUGACUUUGAUGGCGGGCAUUCCGAGACCCCUGCCGAGUCGGUCGAAAUAAAGCGGGACCCCAUCCGGCCGGCCAUGAAGCCGCGCGUGCUCACCCGAAAUGACCCAUGGGAUCGCGAUGAGCUGUCCCAGCUGCUGCUGAUCAUCCAAGCGCUGGGGCUUUCGGCUGAGCAACUCACGCCAAUGAUCAUCCACGAGCGCGCGCCAGCCGACUGCCUACAGGCAAUCUGCUCGAUCGAAAUCAAGGAACUCCUGGCGGAGGCCCUCGCCUCCCAGACCAGCCUUGAUCGGUGGGCCGAUACAACGCCAGUGCCUCCGGGCGCCGGUUGGCAGCCUGGUCGGCCGCGUGUCCGCCGGCGAUACCUCUCCCUGGGCCGAGAUAUGGCCGCCGAUGGGGUGUGCACCGAGAAUGCCGACAUCCGGGGGGCCGAUGUCUGGGCCCGCCAAUGUCUGGCCACCAGCGAACAGGGAGAGGAUGUCCAGCUGGACUUGGCCGGGAUCUAUGGAUGCCUGGCCUUCGAGCUGGCUGGCGGCCACCGGGGAAAUUAG